AUUUAAACUGGAUUCAAAUUCUAACGGAAAUAACGGUCAAAACAGCGUCGCGGUGAGAGCGGAGCCGACUUUACCUCAGGGUUCUUCAGAGGUCCAUCGCUGAGGUCUCCAAUGCACCCUGACCCAUCAGCCCCCUCUCUGCCUCACUGGCACCACCCGGGCGUGACCUGUACUCUCACUCCGCUCGGGCAGCGAGUUUAAACUCUUCUAAGAUGUCAGUGUGUGGCGAGUUUGCCGAGCACGUGUGGAAACCUGGAUCCUGUAAGAACUGCUUUCACCCGCGCAGCGCUCACGCUAACGCCCGCGCUAACGUCAGCGCUAACACCAGAGCCCGGAGGAGCACGUGUGCCGAGGAAGAGGAGGAUGAAAGUGCAUCUUCACCUUCACCCUACAGCAAACCCACCAUCGCCGUCAAACCCACCAUGAUGAACCCGGGCGCCGCCGAGACGCCACCUGAUCUCAACAUGAACACGCAGCAGGGGGCUCGUGGUCGGCCGAUGGGGCUGAAGAACAUUUUGGACGUGUCUCCUCUGUACGUGGAGGGUUCUGGCUGCAGUACGGUGCUGAAGGAGACCACGGUGCAGAACGGUGUUUCCCCAAAGCUGGAUUAUUUAAGCCGUGUUCCUCUCUCGCCUAACGGCUUUAUUAAACCCACACCCUCACUCAGCACCGUGUUUAUUACUCAGGAGGAGUCUCGCAAUCCUAACGGACUAAAGGAGAACCUCAACAGCGCCCCCUACAGGCCCAAGAGCACUUACAUCACCUCCUGUGAUUCUCCUCUUCAUAACCAUAAACAUGCCGGAACCGUAGAGGUGAAGGUAAACGGGGGACCCACCGAGACACGCAGCGUCACCCCGUCUACCCCCGACUCUCAGGUCAACGCCAGCCUGUCCGAUUUAUUCUUACACCCAGGAAGCACAGACUCACUGACCGGACCGGAGACGCUCCACCCCGAGCCCAUCUACGCCGAGAGCGCUAAACGUAAAACCCGGCGUAACGCCGAAGCCGAGGUCAGCGACGACUCCGAGGGUCACAGGACCAUGAUAACCGUCAUGGCCGCUCACACCGAGGAGAACAACCGCACCUUCUACCUCAGCAGCCCCGAUUCGGCCGUCAGCACCCAGUGGCUCCGAUUCAGCCCCACCACCCCCGACGACCCCGCCCGCCCUGCGUUCAGCUGGCCUGCGUCUCCUGUCGCCAUGGAAAACACCCCGUCCGCCCAGCCCGAAUCCAGAACGAGUCCGCCCGUCCCUCCCAAAAGGACCUCACGUUCCCCCAAACUCGGCACAUCCAGCCUGUCGCCGCUUACUCUUCCUGAACUCAACUUCAAUGUGACUCCGCCCUCGAAACUGUCGCAGGGCGACGCCCACUCCUCCUGCCCAGUGCUGAACUCGUGGAGUGUGGAGAGGAUCGAGGAGGAGAAGAAUGGAGGAGAGAGAGAACGCACCGAUAAGUACAACUCCACGCCUGGCACCGAGCACGCAAACAACAGUGGCAGUCAGAAGCAAGCGGGCGUUAAGACUGGCAUCAUAACGGGCAAAGCCAGCACCGAGUCGACAGAUUCCAGCAGCAGUGAACCCAGACCUCCUCUACCACCUCCCAAAAAACAGCACAGAUCGGGUGUGAAGUUAAGUGUGAGCAGUAUGGAUCUGGAUCAGCGAGGAUCAGUGGAAUCUCUGCCUCACUCACUGAAGGGGAUCAACACCACCUCACUGGAGAGCCUGCAGGCCCUGUCCAAUUCAGGUGUUCAGGAUUCGGUGCAGCGCUCCUGUCCCUCGUUACCCAUGUCCCCGAGCUGUCUCCACCCACCGCCGCUCCCCGAGAAGAAGCUGCUGAGCCGAGCGGCCUCGUCCGACAGCGAGUCCCGGCUCAGGAACCACGCCGCCACUUCCUGUUCCUCCCCUCAGCUCUCCUCGUCCUGCUGGUCGCUGGCGGCGCUGGUGAAGGGCGGGGCGAGUCGCGAGUGUGUGUACUCACGCCUGGGCGGACUGUACGGAGAGUGUGUACGCCGCUUAGCGCUGAAGUGUGAGGAGCGCUUCACACACACACUGAAACUGACACGGCGCUUCUUCAACGAGAACGAGUGGAGCCUGUUCAAGCUGAGCUGCAGCAGAGCCGUGUGUGUGAGCGCCGACGCCGCGUACUACCCUGCUGCAUGCUCCUCAGAUACACACACACCGUACGCUGUCAAGAUCUGUAAAGGCCACGCCCCUGAGGUGAAGCGUGCUUACCUUUUUGGUUUGUCGGUGCAGCAGUCGUUCCCUCCUCACUUUAACCUGCAGCAGGACUGCGGUCACUUCAUCGCCUGCGUCCCACAGAGCAUGCUCCCCGGUCACCAGGAGACUCCAGGCGCCCCCUCCUCUCCAUCCAGCUCCGUCCCCCUGGAUCAGGAGCGCGUGGUGGUGAUCACACGGGACGUACCCAGUCAGAGCACGGCGGAGUUUGUUAUCGAGUACGAAUCGUUCCACCGUUCUAAUCCGGAGGAAUACGAGCGGCGCGUCUGCUUCCUCCUGCUGCAGCUGUGUAACGGGCUCGAGCACCUCAAAGCCCACGGCGUCACCCACCGUGACCUCUGCCUGGAGAACCUGCUCCUGGUGCCCCAAAAACGCCCCGCCAGCUCCGACACCACCCCGCACGAGCCGCUGCCCCGGCUUAUUAUCAGCAACUUCUCUAAAGCCAAGCGGCGCUGUGAGAGCGACGACAAGCAUCGAGCCGAGUUCACGCGCAUGGCCCCCGAAAUCGUGUCCGCUUCCCAGUACCGGAAAUUCGACGAGUUCCAGACGGGCAUUCUGAUUUACGAGAUGCUGCACCUGCCCAAUCCGUUUGAGGUGGUGCCGUCACUCCGGAACUGGCAUUACCGACUGGAGGACCUUCCCUCCAUUCCCUCGGUGUCCAUCUACUCGUCCGGACUGGAGCGGCUCGCCCGCCUGCUCCUGCACCCGGAGCCGGACGAGAGGAUCCACAUCGCGGACGCCAGGCGGGGGCUGCAGAGCCUGCUGUGGGGGCCGCGCAGGGAGCUGAUGGACCGCGUCGCCGCCGAGGACAGGAGGAACAAAGAGCCGUACACUCUGCUCAACUGGCUGGACGUGAAGCGAGCGCUGCUGAUGAUGAAAUUCGCCGAACUUUCUGUGGAGCUGGAGAGGGGCACGGAGCUGGAGGACUGGCUCUGCUGCCAGUAUUUCUCCAGCACUCACCCGCCCACCCUGCUGCAAACUGCCCACAUGAUGUACCCCACCAAAACCACACCCUGAGAACUGGGCACGGGGCAAAAGUGUUUGAAAUCUGACUAAGAUCAUGACGGCUGUAGAUCGUCAUGUUAGAGACCUGAGAGAUAUAUGACGCUGUGUCCACCAUCUCUGAAAUAACCAUCUAAAUAUAUGGAAAUAUUCCUCCAGUCGAAACUCUGAAACACGUCCUGUAACGAUCCCUAAUGUAAAGGUGCUGACAGAGAUUUUAAUAGAAGCUGUUUAAAACUCAACACUGAACCUUUUACUGAUCUUCAGAACAGAAGGAGGUUCUUGGUGUCCAUUAAACCAUGCAGCAGGUAUUACAGGGCGCUCGUUUAUAGAGCUGCUGGUUUACUUGCUGUUAACGUAGCCGCGCCAUCGUUUACAUUCACUGCAUUUAACAAACCGUUUAUACAAAGUGACUUCCAAUUAUGACUGAAUAGGGUUAAGGGCCUCGCUCAGGGGGCCCAAGAGUGGCGACCUUCUGAUUCAUGUCUUUAUGGUUCUAAUAUGGAGACGUGUGGUUUUAACACUCCUGCAGUUUCAUUUGGUUUGAUUUCAUGAAAAUGUGAUCGUCUUAAUAAAGAAACGUCCUGCUGAGUCACAGUGAUGAGAGACUUAAUUCUUUAUAGAUUAUUUUAUCUAAUAAUGAUCAUUAAUGAUCGGACCGGGUCCGUUAUGCUGCAUUACAACUGUUAUAAUGUGUAAUAAAAACACAACAAUGAUCUGCAAAAUGAGGAAGUGAAUCUGAAUCUGUACAGAAAGUGUGACGAGCUGCAGCUUUUCUCAUCAAUUUUUUAAUUUUAAUCUGUAAUUAAAGUGUUUUGAAUAAUCCCUGCCGUUAUAAACAUUAAUCUGCUGUACAUCAAUAAACUGCUGAUACAUUUUCA
Messenger RNA from Trichomycterus rosablanca, 4117 nucleotides. RefSeq names its product inactive tyrosine-protein kinase PRAG1. Gene Ontology annotation, molecular function: protein kinase activity; ATP binding. Gene Ontology annotation, biological process: protein phosphorylation. The transcript is spliced from 7 exons. The record is from RefSeq and is a predicted model, not a curated record. Bases 213 to 3251 code for a protein of 1012 amino acids. NCBI's taxonomy places the organism in Eukaryota, Metazoa, Chordata, Actinopteri, Siluriformes, Trichomycteridae.